This is a messenger RNA of Pelobates cultripes (western spadefoot toad), 423 nucleotides long. NCBI's taxonomy places the organism in Eukaryota, Metazoa, Chordata, Amphibia, Anura, Pelobatidae. The record is from the annotation of a GenBank genome assembly.
AUGGAAGAGUCUACCAGCCCCAAUGGAAGAGUAUACCCCAAAUGGAAGAGUCUACCAGCCCCAAUGGAAGAGUCUGCCCGCCCCAAUGGAAGAGUCUACCCGCCCCAAUGGAAGAGUCUACCAGCCCCAAUGGAAGAGUAUACCCCAAAUGGAAGAGUCUACCAGCCCCAAUGGAAGAAUCUACCAGCCCCAAUGGAAGAGUCUGCCCACCUCAAUGGAAGAGUCUGCCCCCCAAUGGAAGAGUAUACCCCAAAUGGAAGAGUCUGCCCCACAAUGGAAGAGUCCACCAACCCCAAUGGAAGAGUCUGCCCACCCCAAUGGAAGAGUCUGCCCACCCCAAUGAAAGAGUCUGCUCCCCCAAUAGAAGAGUAUACCCCAAUGGAAGAGUCUGCCCCCCAAUGGAAGAGUCUGCUCCCCCAAUAG